GGGUCAAGGGAGUCCUUCUUGGGCUCCUCCUCCUCCUCCUCCUCUUCUUCUUCCUCCUCUUCCUCGCAGGCGCGGCUGCGCCGGAUCCCGGGCGGAUGGAGGAGCCUUCCUUGAAGCCUCCAAAAGGGGGCCACCCCCCAGGUUCGGCUCCGAAGGAUGGGCAGGAUGCGAUGACGGUGCAGCAUAUGUGCGUUUUUUAAGGAAUUCAGAAAUAGCAGCCGUGGAAGCCUUCGGUUAGACUGAGAUUCAAAUCCGUGGGCGUCUUAACACAUGGAGCCGGCUAAAGAAGUUCCCAAGCCGGAGCGUCCAACGCCGCUGUUUGUCCCUUUGCAAAGCCUGGUGGAAGGGCCCCCCAGCCCCACCGAGGAGGAGGAGGAAGAAGAGGGAGGAGGAAGAGGAGGAGGAGGAGGGAUCCCCAUCCCGUCAUCGGGGCUCCUGCAAGUCGUGGAGCGAAGGCAACCGCUGAGCAGCGUCUCCUCCUUGGAGGUCCAUUUUGACCUGCUGGACCUGACGGAGUUGACUGACAUGUCGGACCAAGAAUUGGCCGAAGUCUUCGCCGACUCGGACGAGGAGAACGCCCCCAAUGAGCCCCAUCCUGGGCUGCACCCGCACUCGCACCCCAACGCCCGCUCCGGAUACCUGCGCUCGCCUUCCUGGACCCGGACCAAAGGCGAACAAGGCCGGGAGAAGAAGCGGCUCAGCGACCCGGAGCUCCCGGCAGGCAAAACAGCGGACUCCUUCCUGGCCCUGGAGAAGCCGGCACAAGAAUAGCCAGACUGAGGUGCCAACAGCCUUCCCUCUUGCACUGCGCCAAGGGUAUCCAUUUGUCCGUCCAUUUGUCCAUCCCAGCCGCAGACCGAGGAUCCUGUCCGUUGUCCAGAGACAGCCUCACUCCCUCACGAAAUGUAUCAUCCUUCCAAUGUUGGCAAAGAUGGGAGCAGCCUCGUUUUUGAUCCUUUUCUGCACUUUCGAGCCUUUCUAUGUGAAUAAUAUGGGGGUAAAAGACUACGGACAAUGUUAGAAAUGGAGAUGAGCACCAACCCCCAGAGUGUGAGUAGAUCAAUAGGUACCGCUCCGGCGGGAAGGUAACGGCGCUCCAUGCAGUCAUGCCAGUGGCCACAUGAUCUUGGAGGUGUCUACGGACAACACCGGCUCUUCGGCUUAGAAAUGGAGAUGAGCACCAACCCCCAGAGUGUGAGUAGAUCAAUAGGUACCGCUCCGGCGGGAAGGUAACGGCACUCCAUGCAGUCAUGCCAGUGGCCACAUGAUCUUGGAGGUGUCUAUGGACAAUGCCGGCUCUUCGGCUUAGAAAUGGAGAUGAGCACCAACCCCCAGAGUGUGAGUAGAUCAAUAGGUACCGCUUCGGUGGGAAGGUAACGGCACUCCAUGCAGUCAUGCCAGUGGCCACAUGAUCUUGGAGGUGUCUAUGGACAAUGCCGGCUCUUCGGCUUAGAAAUGGAGAUGAGCACCAACCCCCAGAGUCAGACACGACUGGACUUAACGUCAGGGGAAAACUUUACCUACUAAAAGCAGACACUUGGCCCGGGAAGGAGAUAUGCUUUAAUCCGGAGCAAUAUCGGAGUCGCUCUUAUCAGCCGAGUGCCUUGAAAACUGAAAGAGGAGAAUGCAGCAAAAGUAUAGACUCCCUACAAAAGAGACGGAAGAUAUCAGAAAUUUCCUUGCCUCCUCCUUCAUACUUUUGCUUGGCUGUCUCAUCGUACCAAAGGAACCAGGAGGAAGACUUAAAAGCACUGUUUCUUUGGGUUGGAUCCCGCACUUGUGUCUCUCAAAAAGCACAUCCUCUUCUUCCCAGUGGCCUUAACUUCUCGCUUUCUGCUCCAGGAACUCUGCACACGCUGCUAGCCUUCAAGCAACACUAUCAUCUACAUUAGGUUGGAUCCAUGCUGGCCUGAAUAAAUCCCCAUUUUGGCGAACGUGGCCUCCAGAAGCCCAGUUUCCCAAUGGCAUGGAGAUGGCAAGCCAUGCCAUAGGCAGCUCUAGUUCUCCCAUAAUGUUUUCCAGCGGAGAGUGAAGGUAGGACUAAACAGGGAUGCUAUCAAUUGGAACAAAACUUGGCCAUUCAACCAACGCAAGAGCAAGAGGCAAGUCAUUUAUUCGCUGCUGCUCUGGGAUCAAGAAGGUGGACAAUUGGAGGAUGUCCAAAAAAGGUCUUUUCCUUCCUCUAAAGUCCCCAUCCCUCCCAUUUUUAUGCAUCACACCACACAGAGAUAUCUACAGGCCACAUCACAGUCAGUUCUGGUGAUUGCCAUUUUGGAACUGGCCUCAAGAUGAUACGGAAACAGCCCUUCGCUGCCCCAUUUCUCUUCCUCUCCUCAGUUUGUUUUGCCUUUAAAACUAGAUGGUCUGGUCGCUCACUGUGCUUCUGCUGAAGGAGAACUGGAGACGGUGGGGCUGGCGAUGGAGGGUCUCAUUCGGGAUGCCGUCAUCAGCCAAAUCCUCGAACUAGGGACCCAUACUGACCUCCCCUGUAAUACUGACCACAAACAAAUAAUAGCACUGUUCAACCCCUUUGACGAGAGCUAUGAAUCCUGUCCCAUUUGCUUGUGGUGGUGAUGGAGAACUAUCUUAAUUUGCAGCAAAAGUUGGGUGUCUUGUGCCAAAUUGACCAGAGGUGUUUGCCACCAGUUUGUUCUGCAUCUCCUUCUUUGGAGGUUUUCAAACUGAAGCAGGAUGGCCAUCUGUCAGGAGUGCUUUGAUUGUGUCUUCCUGUCUGGCAGGAGGGGUUGGAAUGGAUGGCCUUUGGAGAUUCCUUCCAAGUACUGGGACUGUGGUGGAGCUGCUGUCUCUAGAGGUCUUUUGAGGCCAGAUGACCAUCUGUCGGGAGUGCUUUGAUUGUGUCUUACUCCAUCACAAAGUGGGGUUGGCCUGGAUGGCCUUUGGGGAUUCUUUUCCAAGUGCUGGGACUGUGGUGGAGUCUCCAUCUCUGGCUUUUGAGGACAUAUGGCCAUCUGUCAGGAGUGCUUUGAUUGUCUUACUGCAUCACAAAGUGGGGUUGGCCUGGAUGACCUUUGGGAGCCCCUUCCAACUCUAUGACUGAUGCUUCCUAUCCUUUCUUUGUCAUCUCUGUCACUCAGCAAUUUCCCUCCUUGGAAAUACCAUUGGCAUCUUUGAGAUGAUAGAGGGAUGAAGAAGGGCAGAUUUUUCCUCUUCUCCCCUUUAUGUUCCCCAGCACUUCCUUUUUGGGGCUCCCACCAUUGCUUGUCCUGGAGAUCACAUCCUAUUACGACUGAAGCACAUUUUGCACAACUAAUGCCACGUGUCACAGGCGGAGAGAUAAGCAUCUGCUGAUCGGGAUGCAAAUCCAUUAGAGCCACCAGCUGGAGUAGAAAUGGGAUCGCAACACCCAGAUGACACUUGAGCCAUUUGCAGAAAGGGAAAAGGAGCCGGGCGUGAAGGACAGCUGCUUCCCGAAUGAAACUUUCCCAAAAUGCAGCUGUUUGCAGGGAUCCUGUCUAGUGCCACUUCCUCACGGUUUGGUUGUCGCUCAGAUGUCGAAAAGCCACUCAUCGCAAACCCUUUGGGCUUCAGGCAGAAGAAACCGCAGGGACGUUUUGCUCACAGUCCCGAUUACCGAAGCGAGAAGAGAAGAACAGGUCAUAGCUCCAAACGUGAGACGUCCUUCCCUGGUGCAUUGCCUUCCUCUCCCUCAUCUCUGCAAAAAAGAAAUUCCAGAAGAACACAGAUUCCCAGGUGGAGAGAAAGCUCUCCUCCAGGUACAUCAGAUGUCAUGUUUCCAGACUUUUGAGACAUCAGGUUUCCAGACAUUUGCAGCUUGGAGAGGGAUUGGUCUUUCUGCCAAAGCACAAUCCCCAAUGUAUACCUUUGGGCACAAAGGCAGAGCCACUUUCUCAAAUACCUUACGUGCAUAUUUCACAGAGACCACGAUGGAGAUCAGCAUAAAGAAAUUAUUAAUGGCAUUCUCCACUCUUAUAUAAGAGGGACUCAAAUGAGGUAGGAAUAAGGACUUCUCGGUGCCAAAGCAAGGACAUUACUUUUUGUAGGCUAAGAAGGACUAGGAGCCAUCUAUCUACGAGUGCCAUGGCUGCGUUGCCCAGAACAGGAUGCUUCUCAGGGCGGAAAUUGCUGCUCCUUCCUCUGUCGCGCUCAGUGCACCCCUGAACUGUAUUUAUCUGGGUGCAGACGGACUUUUCCUAAGUGAAGAGAGAGAUGAGGAAGGAGCCUGGCCACAGAAAACUGUGCUGCUAUCCCUUUGGAAACAGAUGUCCAAAACGGCGCCAAUAAAGCUCUGGGAAAACGUAAAUUUGUGUGACCGUUUGGCUAGAAAGGUUCCUCUCUUGCUCAGGAUAUGGGUCUGGGCUAGUUCUGCAAGGGACGAGGAGGCCAAUUGGUAACCAUUUCUAAUCCUGAGCACACAAACCCAACUUUGCCACAACCUUUUCUUUGCAAACACAUAUUACAAAUCUGGGGUUGGUCUAGACCAGGCAUGAGCCAACUUUGGCCUUCCUCCAGGUGUUUUGGACUUUAACUCCCAUAAUUGUGAGAAUUGUGGAAGUCCAAAACACUUGUAGGAAGGUCGAAAUUGGCCCAUGCCUGGUCUAAACCUUUCCGAUAUCAUUCUGAAAUGAGUACAAUUUGGACAUCCCUGCUACCUUUGAAGAAGUAUCUACAGUAGAGUCUCACUUAUCCAAAAUAAACGGGCAGGCAGAAUGUUGGAUAAACAAAUACGUUGGAUAAUAAGGAGGGAUUAGGGAAAAGCCUAUUAAACAUCAAAUUAGGUUAUGAUUAGGAGCAGUGUGUUAAAGUGCUGAGCUGCUGAACCUGCAGACCGAAAGGUCCCAGGUUCAAAUCCGGGGAGCGAAGUGAGCGCCCGCUGUUGCUCCAGCUUCUGCCAACCUAGCAGUUCGAAAACAUGCCAAUGUGAGUAGAUCAAUAGGUACUGCUCCGGCGGGAAGGUAACAGUGCUCCAUGCAGUCAUGCCGGCCACAUGAUCUUGGAGGUGUCUACGGACAACCCCGGCUCUUUGUCUUAGAAAUGGAGAUGAGCACCAACCCCCAGAGUCAGACAUGACUGGACGUAACAUCAGGGGAAACCUUUACCUUUUUACUAGGUUAUGAUUUUACAAAUUAAGCAGCAAAUCAUCAUGUUAUACAACAAAUUUGACAGAAAAAGUAGUUCAAUACGCAGUAAUGCUAUGUAGUAAUUACUGUAUUUACAAAUUUAGCACCAAAAUAUCACGAUGUAUUGAAAACAUUGACUACAAAAAUGCAUUGGAUAAUCCAGAACUUUGGAUAAGCGAGUGUGGGAUAAAUGAGACUCUACUGUACUUAUAUAAAUCUGCCUUCAAGGAAGAGUGCUCCUGCUCCUCAAAGGCAGAAGUGGUAAAAGUUUUUGGAAGUUUCCAAAUCCUGCUGAUGGGACUCUGAAUUGGUUUGGCAUCUCUUAUCUGAAAUGUUGGGGAAGUGUUCCAUGUUUUGGAAUACCUUUAUUUACAUGUGUAUAAUGAAAUAUAUAUAGCCAGAUAUCUUUGAAGGAGGAGGCUGGGGACUUCCUUCUCAUUCAUCUCUCAGAUCAGUCUCGCUUCAGCCUUGCAUUUUGGAAUACCGUAUAUACUCGAGUAUAAGCCAAGUUUUUCAAUCCUUAUACUUGAAUGAGGGUCCUGACCAACUUAUAUUCGGGUUGGCUUAUACUAGAGCAGCCUGUUAAAGCAUUGAGCCGCUGAACCUGCAGACCGAAAGGUCGCAGGUUCGAAUCCGGGGAUCAGGGUGAGCUCCCGCUGUUAGCCCCAGCUUCUGCCAACCUAGCAGUUCGAAAACAUGCAAAUGUGAGUAGAUCAAUAGGUACCGCUCCGUUGGGAAAGUAGCAAUGCUCCAUGCAGUCAUGCCAGUGGCCACAUGACCUUGGAGGUGUCUACGGACAACACCGGCUCUUCAGCUUAGAAACUGAAUGAGCACCAACCCCCAGAGUCGGACACGACUAGGCUUAACAUCAGGGGAAACCUUUACCUUUACUUUACCCUAUGCUAGAGUGUAUAGGUAAUUUAUUUAAAUCACUUAUUUAAUCAGAAUUGGACAGUCUUAUCUUAUUAAAGUCUUAUUAUCUUAAAUUAGUUUUAUGUAAAUAUUCAAAAACAUUGAACCUACUGAUGCCUCAAUUAAUGGCAUUUUAUUGCUAUCUAUUUUUAUUUUUGAAAUUUAUCAGUAGCUGCUGCAUUUCUCACCCUGGUCUUAUACUUGAGUCAAUAGGUUUUCUCAGUUUUUUUCUGUUAAAAUUAGGUGCCUCGGCUUAUAUUCGGGUUGGCUUAUACUCAAGUAUAUACGGUACUUGUAUAGAUGAGAUAUAUAGCCAAAUACCUUCACAGAUAAAGAGAGACUGAUUGCAUUAUGCAACAUGAUUUUUGUUCCUGGGUUACAAAUGACAUUUCCUAAUUGGUUCUAUAACAAAAACAUGGAAAAGGUGUAUUAAACUCUGUUCUUGCAUGACA
Molecule: messenger RNA, 6463 nt
Organism: Anolis carolinensis (green anole)
Lineage: Eukaryota; Metazoa; Chordata; Lepidosauria; Squamata; Anolidae
Gene: dbndd1
Product: dysbindin domain containing 1
Exons: 5
Coding region: 271-771 (166 amino acids)
Biological process (GO): negative regulation of protein kinase activity
Cellular component (GO): cytoplasm
Source: RefSeq, a predicted model, not a curated record